Messenger RNA from Microthlaspi erraticum, 2370 nucleotides. The record is from the annotation of a GenBank genome assembly. NCBI's taxonomy places the organism in Eukaryota, Viridiplantae, Streptophyta, Magnoliopsida, Brassicales, Brassicaceae.
AUGGAGGCCAAGCCAAAAAGGAGGACUGUUACAGAAAAUGGAGAUACAGGAGAAGAUUUAGUUCUUGCAACAUUGAUUGGGAACGGAGACGACGUUGGUCCUCUUGUCAGGCAUGCUUUUGAGAUGGGACGCCCUGAGCCACUCGUUCACCAGCUCAAGAACGUUGUCAAGAAGAAAGAAGCUGAGAUUGAGGACUUGUGCAAGACACACUACGAAGAGUUCAUCGUCGCGGUUGACGAGCUCCGUGGUGUGCUGGUAGACGCCGAGGAGCUUAAAAGCGACCUCGCGAGUGACAAUUUCAGGUUGCAAGAGGUUGGUACUGCCUUGUUGGUGAAGCUGGAAGAUCUUCUUGAAUCUUAUGCGAUCAAGAAGAACGUGACUGAAGCUAUUAAAAUGUCGAAGAUCUGCGUUCAAGCGCUGGAUCUCUGCCUGAAAUGUAAUAACUACGUAUCUGAAGGCCAGUUUUACCCGGCCUUGAAGACCAUGGAUCUGAUUGAGAAGAACUACUUGCAGAUCAUCCCUGUUAAGGUUCUGAAGCUGAUUAUAGAGAGGAGGAUCCCUGUGAUCAAGUCGCAUGUGGAGAAGAAGGUGUGCAGCCAGUUUAAUGAGUGGCUAGUUCACAUUAGGAGCUCUGCUAAAGCUAUUGGACAGACUGCUAUUGGCUUCACUGCUUCAGUUCGCCAGAAGGAAGAGGAAACGGUGGAGCGUCAGAGGAAAGCAGAGGAACAGAACGUUGGUGGGUUGGGAGAAUCUGAGUAUACCUUAGAUGUUGAAGAUCUUGAGCAAGACUCUGUUCUGAAGAUUGAUCUGACACCUUUGUACCGAGCAUCUCACAUCCACACUAUCCUUGGAGUCCCAGAGAGAUUCCGUGAAUAUUACUAUAAGAACCGGGAGCUGCAGCUCAAGUCAGACCUGCAAAUCUCUUCUGUCCAGCCAUUCGUUGAAUCAUACCAAACGUUUCUUGCUCAGAUUGCAGGCUACUUCAUCGUUGAGGAUCGUGUGGUUAGAACUGCUGGAGGGUUCUUGUCAGCUGAUCAAGUUGACACAAUGUGGGAAACAGCCGUUGCCAAGAUUGUAUCCGUGUUGGACAAUCAGUUCUCCACCAUGGACUCUCCUACUCAUCUGCUUUUGGUUAAAGACUAUGUGACUCUCCUUGGUACAACUCUUAGACAGUACGGCUAUGAGGUGGCUCCAGUCAUUGACGCACUUGACAAAAGCCGAGACAGAUACCACGAGCUUCUUCUUGAAGAGUGUCGCCAGCAGAUUGUUGCCGCUAUCUCGAACGACAGCUAUCAGCAGAUGGUGAUCAAGAAAGAAUCAGACUACGAAAGCAACGUCUUGUCGUUUAACCUCCAGACGUCAGACAUCAUGCCGGCUUUCACAUACAUCGCACCGUUCUCCUCCAUGGUACCAGAUGUUUGCCGGAUCAUCAGAUCGUACAUAAAAGGCUCUGUUGAUUACUUGACGUAUGGGGUGAACACAAGCUUCUUCAACGUUGUGAAGAAGUACCUGGACAAGAUCUUGAUCGAUGUGUUGAACGAAGUUAUCCUCAACACGAUUAGCAGCAACGGGAUCGGAGUAUCUCAAGCUAUGCAGAUCGCAGCAAACAUAUCUUUCCUUGAAAAGGCGUGCGAUUAUUUUCUCCGGCAUGCAGCUCAGCUCUGCGGUAUCCCAAGCCGAUCAGUCGAAAGGCCUCAGGCAGGUUUAUCAGCCAAGGUUGUUCUCAAAACAUCGAGAGACGAAGCUUAUCUCGCUUUGUUGAAUGUUGUGAACACGAAGCUCGACGAGUUCAUGAACCUCACGGAAAACGUAAACUGGACUACAGAAGAGACGCCACAAGGCGUCCAUGAGUUCAUAAACGAGGUUGUUAUAUACCUCGAGACUGUUAUGUCAACUGCUCAGCAGAUCCUCCCGACGGAUGCUUUGUACAAAGUUGGUGUUGGAGCGUUAGAGCACAUCGCAAACUCAAUCGUCUCUGCGUUCCUCAAUGAGAGUAUUAAGAGGUUCAAUGCGAACGCAGUCUCGGCUAUCAACAAUGACCUGAGAGUUAUAGAGACCUUUGCUGAUGAGAGGUAUCAGUUAACGGGGUUGAGUGAGAUCUACAAGGAAGGAAGCUUCAGGAGCUAUUUGGUGGAAGCGAGGCAGCUGAUAAAUCUGUUGUCGAGUAGCCAACCGGAGAAUUUUAUGAAUCCGGUGAUCAGGGAGAGGAACUACAACACGUUGGAUUAUAAGAAAGUGGCGACGAUUUGUGAGAAGUUUAAGGACUCUGCAGAUGGGAUAUUUGGAAGCCUUGCAAGCAGGAACACGAAGCAGACUGCUAAGAAGAAAUCAAUGGAUAUGCUUAAGAAGAGACUCAAGGAUUUCAACUGA